AAUUCUACAAUUUUUAUGGAAAAAUCAUUGUUUCGAAAAUUUAUUUUGAACAAGAAAUGGAUAUUUCUGAAAGCAAAUCAUACCAAAAAGGUAGCAGGACAGGGAACUUUCACAGGCUACAUCUAUAAAGUGUGGCACAACCUGAUGGGCAACUAUUUCAAUAGACAACCAGAAGCAAAAAGUCCAUUAGAUAAAUGUAAUGAUGCCCGUUCAAAGAUAGCCCAAGCCAGAGAAAAAUAUCUUAAAAAGUUGCUGCAAGAAGAGAAAAUUUCUAAUGGUGUUACCGGAGAUGAAUUGGAUGGUAAAGUUAAAGGAAGACCUAAAAAGAAACCUUUGAAAUCAAUGCCAUCCAUUCUGAAUGAUGUUGAAGUCCAGGCGAUGAAAAUGAAUCCCAAGGACUAUAAUUAUCCGUUUGAAAAUCUGGUAUUUGAAGGAGGUGGAAACAAAGGAUUGGCCUAUUGUGGAGCUGUGAAGCUGCUAGAAAAACUUGGUAUUUUUCCCCAAAUCAAAAGAUUUGCUGGGACGAGUGCUGGUGCAAUGACUGCAGCCUUGCUGGCUGUUGGAUAUAAUUCAGAUGAAAUUGAAGAAUCUCUUAGUCAAGACUUGUCAAGAAUAUUUCUUGAUGCAUCCUUUGGAAUUUUUAGUUUAUUGCCAAAUUUACUGACGGGAUAUGGUUGGAAUCCAGGAAAUCGUAUAUAUCAGUGGUUUGGUGAAGCUCUUGCCAAAAAAUCAAAUGGAAAUCCAGAUAUUACAUUUUUAGAGCUUUACGAGAAAACCGGAAGAGAGUUGUGUAUAGUUGUGACAAAUUUGAAUCAUAUGAUUGAGGAAUAUUGCCAUGUUAAAACUACGCCAAAUAUGCCAAUCAGACUUGCCGUUCGUAUGUCAAUGUCCAUACCAGGAAUGUUUCAAGCUACAAAUUAUACAGAAAAUGGAGAAACCAAUACGUAUGUUGACGGUGGCGUCUUAUGUAACUUUCCAAUACACUGUUAUGACGGCUGGUGGUUAUCCAUGCGACAAGGGGAUAAUUUUUUAGAGAGAUUACAACCUUUGGACCAGAUUCCGCAACUGUUAGCUAGACGAUAUCGGUUCGCUUACGAUCCAGAUUCCAAUAAAACCUUAGGACUUCUGUUGUAUGCUGAUUCCGAAUCUGAUGUGUUCCGUUACAUUUUAGAGAGAAGAAUAGGGGUUCAUUUAGAUAAGUUUCCUAACACAAAACUUGCCAAAAAGAAAUUAGAAAAGAAAAAUGUCCAAGAAAAGGCGAAGCGUGAACAUCGCAGAGUUACAAUGGCUGUUGAUGCGUUCUUAAAGGUCUUGAAGAAACACAAUUUGGACAAAGACGACAAAAUUGACAGAACAGAAUUAACGAAUGCUUUCCUAGAUGUGAAACCAGGUGGCAUCACAGAGGAUGAAUUUACAACAGAACAUGCCAACUUGCUGUUUGGUGAAAACUGCAAUGCCGCAACAGCUUUUGAGGCAUUAGACAAAGAUGGAAAUGGUGAAAUUCAGUACCAUGAGUUAGUGAACUUUAUUCAAAGCACUGGUAUAUGUCUGCAACAAAGAUUUCUUGGAUAUCAGAGGAAGGAUAUUACUGGACUAUUUUCAUUUUUUGACACUCUACAAAAUGCACUACUUACCAAUGUGAAAAGGGUAUUUGUAGAGGAAAGAGACUUCGACAGAACGGUUGGAAUCAAUACUGGUCAUGUUGGAACAUCAGAUUUUGUCUUGGAACCAGAAGAUAGAGCUUAUGUUGUUGAGCAAGGAAGAAGGUCAAUGGAAAGUUUUUUGAAGUAUUAUGCAGCAUUAAAUAAACUUAAAAAGCAGACGGAGAGUAUUUCAGAAGAUCCCGGAUCAGAAAUUGAAGAAACGGAUACUCCGGAUGAUGAGAAAAGACCUUUGAACGAAACCUAAGACCAAAAUUGCCACUUUAAUGGAAUAAAAUGGGUUUUUUAUCGGACAUAAAUAACUGACCGUAUACGGUAUGUCCUUUAGAAUUUCAGUGAGUUUAAAUUCAAUGGACACAAAGAAGGAAGAAUAUGUCUAGAUAUGUCUAGAAAUACUACUGACAGUUUUUAAUGCAUGGUACUUUACCAUUUGUUACACUGUGAUUUAAUUGUCAUACAAUUGUGUUGACUUUACAGAAAAUCAUUACAUGUAUGUUAAUUUGUAUUCGUUCUUAUAAAUUAUGUUUUUGCAAUAAAUUCAACUAAUGCUAAUAAGACCA
This is a messenger RNA of Mytilus californianus (California mussel), 2221 nucleotides long. RefSeq lists its product as uncharacterized. Gene Ontology annotation, biological process: lipid metabolic process. The record is from RefSeq and is a predicted model, not a curated record. The transcript has 17 exons. Gene Ontology annotation, molecular function: calcium ion binding. Bases 16 to 1908 code for a protein of 630 amino acids. Lineage: Eukaryota; Metazoa; Mollusca; Bivalvia; Mytilida; Mytilidae.